Molecule: messenger RNA, 765 nt
Organism: Danio aesculapii
Lineage: Eukaryota; Metazoa; Chordata; Actinopteri; Cypriniformes; Danionidae
Exons: 2
Coding region: 202-702 (166 amino acids)
Source: RefSeq, a predicted model, not a curated record
UAUUUCCCUGCGACGCUCCGGUAGUUUUGCGUGCGUGUUUGUUUGUUUGUUUUGGCUGUAGGCACUUUAGAAAUGUAGUUUGCUUAUUUCGUUUGAACCGCUCUUAAACAACCAGAUUGCCUUCACAACAGCACACAUAGACACAGUUAAGCUUCAUAUCUGAGUAGCGGGAAGUGGCGGUGUUGUUCUCCGGUUGCUGUGAUGCAGUUCCCGGGGUGUUUGGCGGUGUGUUUCGCACUGUGGCUCCGGCUCGGGCUCUGCUGUCCCGGGCUGCUCCUUUGCCGGUCCUGCGGGCACGAGCUGGCGGAAGACGCCGACCUGAGCUUCGUACCCAGCCGCAUGGCGCUUUCCCACCGGAACGACACGGUAAUCGGCGGGAAGCGCGUGUCCGUGCAGCUCUUCGAGAACCCGCACGGAUUCCAGUUUGAAGUCGUAACUUUUCGGCGGGCGGAUGUGCUAAAACACUGGCCGGCGGACCGACACUUCAGCUGGUACCCGGGACACUCGUGGACUGCCGCCACCUGCCCGCGCUGCAAAACACACCUGGGUUGGGCGUUUCAGCCUAGCGACUGGCCCAGGACAGUGACUCGAGAAGAGUUCGAAGGCUCAGACCAGACUUUUGUGGCACUCAUACUUGACCGACUCCUGCAGGAACACUUUGCAUCCACACUGCUGAUGACGCCCAAAUCCUUUAGAAGUUGACGACUAGCCAGACCACACUUUAUGCUCUUUAAUAAAGAUAUUUUUAUGAGAAUUAUUAUAGAA